CGCGCGCGCCCCCACUAUAAAGAGCGUGUCCCCGCGGCGGGGAGGGCGCAGUGAGCGGCGCGGCGGCUGAGGAGCGGCUCGGGCAGCAGCACGGCGUGGAGGCUUCGGCGCGCAGCGCUACCGGCACCGGCGCUUCCUUCUCUUCCUACCGGUAAGUGAGGAAAAAUGGCCCGUACAAAGCAGACCGCCCGCAAGUCCACCGGAGGGAAGGCGCCGCGCAAGCAGCUGGCCACGAAGGCGGCCCGGAAAAGCGCCCCCUCUACCGGCGGCGUCAAGAAGCCUCACCGCUACAGGCCGGGGACCGUGGCGCUCCGUGAGAUCCGUCGUUACCAGAAAUCCACGGAGCUGCUGAUCCGCAAGCUGCCCUUCCAGCGGCUGGUCAGGGAAAUCGCCCAAGAUUUCAAAACGGAUUUGAGGUUCCAGAGUGCGGCCAUCGGUGCUCUGCAGGAGGCCAGCGAGGCAUACCUGGUGGGUCUGUUUGAAGACACAAACCUGUGUGCCAUCCAUGCCAAGAGAGUCACCAUCAUGCCCAAAGAUAUCCAGUUGGCUCGCAGGAUACGGGGAGAGAGGGCUUAAGUGAAGGCUGUUUUUAUGGUGUUUUGUAGUUAAUUCUGUAAAAUACUUUGGUUUUAAUUUGUGACUUUUUUUGUAAGAAAUUGUUUAUAAUAUGUUGCAUUUGUACUUAAGUCAUUCCAUCUUUCACUCAGGAUGAAUGCUAAAAGUGACUGUUCACAUAAACCUCAGUGAUGUUGAGCCUCGGGCUCGGGAGUGACAAGUUGCUAAUAUGCAGAAGGGAUGGGUGUUCUUUCUUGCUUCUCAUGCAUGUUUCUGUAUGUUAAUGACUUGUUGGGUAGAUAAACUUGUAAGGUACUAGAAUUGAUAUAAAUGUGUACAGGGUCCUUUUGCAAUAAAACUGGUUAUGACUUGAUCCAAGUGUUUAACAAUUGGGGCUGUUAGUCUGACCAUGCAUCACUGUGAUCAAAUGUGGACUUCCUUCAGAGGGUGAAACUACAAGUCUUAACCACAGUGUAACUUACAGUUUCCUAAAAACGUAAACCUGGCAGCUAUAGAAUACACUAUGUGCAUUUAUAAUAGCUAUUUUAUAUAUUGUAGUGUCAACAUUUUUAAAUUAAAUGUUUUACAUUCACA
Messenger RNA from Passer domesticus (house sparrow), 1149 nucleotides. Its product is annotated as histone H3.3A. Bases 166 to 576 code for a protein of 136 amino acids. Gene Ontology annotation, cellular component: nucleus; nucleosome. The record is from RefSeq and is a predicted model, not a curated record. Lineage: Eukaryota; Metazoa; Chordata; Aves; Passeriformes; Passeridae. The transcript has 4 exons. Gene Ontology annotation, molecular function: DNA binding; protein heterodimerization activity; structural constituent of chromatin.